AUGGGUCAUGAAUUGCUGAGGAAGAAACAAGCUAACGUGGUAGAAUUGUUAUCGACGGAAGACGUUCAAAAUAUGAUUACGAGACCCAGUAAUGUUGCUAUAGCGUUCACCUUCCCAAUCACGAAGUUGCUAAAGAGAAAGAAGAGCCAGGUGACCGAUAGUAAUGCGGCUUUCUAUACUUACUCCUUGGACGAAGCAGGUUUCAAGGAUUGGCAUGCGGACAUCGCGGGAUCCUCGGUGGACACCAGUGAUGACGAGAUGGAGCUGUAUUGGGAUGUUAUACUACUGGCCGAGAGUCAAUUCCUUCUACCUAUACCUAGUUCUGAUGGUAAAAUAAUGAGGCAAAAUGUGAAAUUAUUCCAAAAAUAUACCGUCAAGAGAAUAGGUGAAUCCUUAAAUCAGAUAGUCAAGUCAAAGAAACCGCAUUCGGAUCAAGUUGUAGCUUCAUGGAGGAACCAUGGAUUACGCUAUACUUUGGUUUACUUACCUUUGCAUUUUAAAGGUGUGAUAUGGUGCAAGUCUGACAACGCAUACUUUCAUGUCAUAUUACCCCAGGAUAAUUUACAGGCUCGACGACAGGCAAAUGGAAAAGAAUGGUUGUUGGCAUUAUUGGAGCUAGCUAGUACCAUGGACAUGCAAUUUAUGAGGUUAUACAUCAGACGCGAUGACUUAAAUGGGAUAUCAACUUUUUUACACAAUUUGAACUGGAUCGGUGGGAAGCUGGUCCCCAACGAGGAUAGAAACAUCUUCAUCAAUAGCCCGACGAGCACAGAUAGUACUGGGUUUGAUGCAUCUUCGCUUGGCGAUGAAGCCUUUGUCAUAUUGGAGUUCGAGUGCUGA
This is a messenger RNA of Torulaspora delbrueckii, 840 nucleotides long. It is a transcript of the gene OAZ1, whose product is annotated as Oaz1p. NCBI's taxonomy places the organism in Eukaryota, Fungi, Ascomycota, Saccharomycetes, Saccharomycetales, Saccharomycetaceae. Gene Ontology annotation, molecular function: ornithine decarboxylase inhibitor activity. The record is from RefSeq and is a predicted model, not a curated record.